Molecule: messenger RNA, 582 nt
Organism: Cornus florida
Lineage: Eukaryota; Viridiplantae; Streptophyta; Magnoliopsida; Cornales; Cornaceae
Product: transcription factor TCP11-like
Exons: 1
Coding region: 1-582 (193 amino acids)
Cellular component (GO): nucleus
Molecular function (GO): sequence-specific DNA binding; DNA-binding transcription factor activity
Source: RefSeq, a predicted model, not a curated record
AUGAGUUCUUCAAGGGCCCUAGGGGUACCUGAGAUGGUUUCUUGCUACUCCUCAGCAAAGCAGCGGAAACCCAUUGCUGCAACCAAACGCAAAGCCCCGAAAGCAGCCUCCAAAGACCGCCAUGUGAAGGUGAACGGCCGAGACCGCCGGAUCUGCCUAGCUCUCAACUGUGCUAAGCGUGUGUUCCAGCUGAGUCAAGAGCUCGGCCAUCGGACUUGUGGUCAGACCAUAGAGUGGCUGUUGCAGCAAGCUGAACCAGCCAUCAAUGCUGUCAUUUCCAACAAUGCCGCCGCCGCCGCGGCUGCUCCACCGGUCACUGGUUCGGCUCCUCUCCCCUCUAGUACUCCUCCUCAACCAUCUGCACCAUCUGUUGAUUUAUGUGAUAAUUCUAUGAUGCUGUCUUCAGCUGAUUUUGAGCCCCAAACAGUGCCACCUUUUCCUGAAAACCAAGAAUCUGGAGUACCAGUGUUGCCUAAUACCUUGGAUGUUAAUGAUUUUGAUUCAAACUUUGAGAUGGAUCUGUUUGAGAGUGAGAUGGCGAGCAUGCAAUUUGCAAAUUUUUGGCAAUCGCUGAAUGGAUGA